Messenger RNA from Rosa chinensis, 2253 nucleotides. RefSeq names its product cactin. NCBI's taxonomy places the organism in Eukaryota, Viridiplantae, Streptophyta, Magnoliopsida, Rosales, Rosaceae. Bases 22 to 2043 code for a protein of 673 amino acids. Gene Ontology annotation, biological process: mRNA cis splicing, via spliceosome. Gene Ontology annotation, cellular component: cytoplasm; spliceosomal complex. The record is from RefSeq and is a predicted model, not a curated record. The transcript is spliced from 13 exons. Gene Ontology annotation, molecular function: protein binding.
CCCGAGUCUCACCGCCAAAGCAUGGGACGCAGCAGCAGGAGUAGGAAGGAGGCCUCAUCCGGUCGACGCAGACGAAAGUCCGACGACUCCGACUCGGAUUCGUACACCGACUCCGACGAUUCCGACAGCCUCGACUCCUCUCCGUCGAGGAGUUCCGCCAAGCGCAAGGAGCGAAGCAGUCGCAGCAGAAAGAGCAGCAGCCGCCGCCGGAACCACUCCGACGACGAGUCGUAUGAAAGCGACGACAGCGACGAGCCCGACCGCAAGAAGAAGAGGUCGUCGAGGAACGUCACCGAGGAGCAAAUCGCCGAGUACUUGGCUAAGAAGGCACAGAAAAAGGCCGCUCGAGUAGCUAAGAAGCUGAAAUCGAAGACGGUUUCGGGUUAUUCCAAUGAUUCGAAUCCCUUUGGUGAUUCCAAUCUCAAUGAGACAUUUGUAUGGAGAAAGAAGAUUGAGCGUGAUGUCUCCCACGGCGUGCCACUCGACGUGUAUUCAGUUAAAGCUGAGAAGCAAAGACAGAGAGACAGGAUGGCUGAGAUAGAAAAGGUUAAGAAGAGAAGGGAGGAAAGAGCACUUGAAAAAGCUCAACAUGAGGAAGAAAUGGCGCUGCUUGCCAGAGAACGCGCUCGGGCUGAGUUCCAAGACUGGGAGAAAAAAGAAGAAGAGUUCCACUUUGAUCAAAGCAAAAUGAGGUCAGAGAUCAGAUUGCGUGAAGGGCGUAUCAAGCCAAUUGAUGUACUUUCCAAGCAUCUUGAUGGCUCAGAUGAUUUAGAUAUUGAGAUAAAUGAGCCAUACAUGGUUUUCAAGGGCUUGACGGUAAAGGAAAUGGAAGAGCUUCGAGAUGACAUUAAAAUGCAUCUUGAUUUAGACAGGGCAACUCCUACACAUAUAGAAUACUGGGAGGCACUUUUGGUGGUUUGCGAUUGGGAGCUAUCUGAAGCUCGGAAAAAGGAUGCUUUGGAUCGAGCUAGGGUUCGUGGGGAGGAACCUCCUGCCGAGUUACUUGCUGAACAAAGAGGCAUGCAUUCUAGCAUUGAAGCAGAUGUCAAGAAUCUCUUGGAAGGGAAGACUUACAGUCAGUUGGAGGCAUUACAGUCUGAAAUUGAGUCACAGAUGCGUUCUGGUACAGCCAAGGUCGUUGAGUAUUGGGAGGCUGUUCUUACACGCCUCCAUAUAUUCAAGGCCAAGGCCUGUUUGAAAGAAAUCCAUGCUAAAAUGUUGCACAAGCAUCUGCAGCGCCUUGAGGGACGAGAGGAUGGUGAAGAGAAAUUGGAUAUGCCCGAUGACUUGCAACCUGAAGAGGAGAGUGAGCCUGAUGCUAAUGGUGCUGAAACAUAUUCACCAGAACCCAUAGAGGAGGAGAUCCACAUGGCUGAAGAAGAGGCUGAAGAGGCCGGUUCAUUUUCACCUGAACUAUUACAUGGAGAUGAAAAUGAGGAAGUGAUGGACCCUGAAGAGGAUAGGGCUAUACUGGAACGCAAGCGCAUGGCCGUAUUAGAAGAACAACAAAGACGAAUUCAAGAGGCUAUGGCAUCAAAGCCAGCUCCACCAUCAGAAGAUAACUUUGAGAUGAAGGCUGCCAUGAAAGCCAUGGGUGCCAUGGAGGAAGGUGAUGCAAUAUUUGGCUCUGGUUCUGAAGUGAACCUUGACUCACAGGUUUACUGGUGGCACGACAAGUACCGACCUAGAAAGCCGAAAUAUUUCAACCGUGUUCACACAGGAUAUGAAUGGAACAAGUACAAUCAGACCCACUAUGAUCACGAUAACCCACCUCCAAAGAUUGUGCAAGGAUAUAAAUUCAACAUCUUCUAUCCAGACCUUGUUGACAAGAUAAAGGCUCCAACUUAUACUAUUGAGAAGGAUGGAAGCAGCAGCGAGACCUGCAUUAUAAGGUUUCAUGCAGGGCCACCUUACGAAGACAUUGCAUUCCGUAUAGUGAACAAAGAAUGGGAAUACUCUCACAAGAAGGGGUUUAAAUGCACAUUCGAGCGUGGAAUUUUGCACGUAUACUUUAACUUCAAACGAUACCGGUACCGCAGGUGAUGUGGCUGGUCUGCAACUGGUUCACACAGUUUCAUUUCAUAUGUUCUGGGGUAGUGAAAGAAAAAAAAAAAAACGGAAACAAAAAGAACAUUCAGUCAGCUUGUACUCACUUGUGUUGUAUUGCCAUCUUAUUAACUAGUUUGUUCACCCUACAUAUUCUUCUCACUCUACAUAUAUAUUUUUUAAUUUCAAGUGUACUUUGUUCACCCA